This is a messenger RNA of Bursaphelenchus okinawaensis, 219 nucleotides long. The record is from the annotation of a GenBank genome assembly. Lineage: Eukaryota; Metazoa; Nematoda; Chromadorea; Rhabditida; Aphelenchoididae.
AUGAAAUUGCUGGGUUCAGUGACACUCCCGGACAACCACGUGCCCGAAAAAGACCUGGUUUCGAAAAAAGAAUGCACCUGGCCUGUUGAAGAGCGCGUUGGCCUUUUCCGUCUUCUGGACACCGGCACCGAACGGCCUCGAGGGGUCUCGGAUAAGGCCGAGGGAGAGCCGCGGAACUUGCCCUCAGGUGACACGAUAAGGCCAUUUAGUGCAACAUGA